This is a messenger RNA of Rubroshorea leprosula, 1178 nucleotides long. The record is from the annotation of a GenBank genome assembly. Lineage: Eukaryota; Viridiplantae; Streptophyta; Magnoliopsida; Malvales; Dipterocarpaceae.
GUAAUCCUUAUAUCAAUCCGAGCACAGGUGAUUUUCUGAAGCUUUAUUUAAAUUCAUUUCUUGGCUUAGUGCUUCUGCACGUCCUAUGAUAGUUUCUGAUCUUGAUCAUACAAUGGUUGAUUAUCAUGAUGUUGAGAAUGUAUCCCUACUCUGCAUGCUUUAUAUAUCAUGCCCAUGUGAAAAUAAAAAGUCCCUGGCAGUUUGGAGUGUUGGCUGAUGAAUUAACUUGAGUAUAGGUAUAGAUAGAAGUAUAUAGCUUUUAUUGUGAAAAUUAGGAAAACAAAUUUAUCCUAAAAAAUAAACUGGCAGGUGAAGAAAACUUUUAGCUUAAAUGCUUGACCAAAAUGUACUUUAUAUAGCUAUAACCUAGAACCACCAUUUUAAUUUUUCUUUUUCAGGAUCCAUCUGCUGUAAUUGUCCGUCCUACUGGUGUUGAGAAACCUCUACAUGAACGCAUACAUGAAUUGAAAGGGUGGUAUGGAGACAAGCAGGGAAAAAGGUUUCGGGUUUGGGUGGAUUGUGUAUUAUCUACACAGACUGGUUCAAGCACAUGGCUGGUGAAUUUUGAUAAACUGGGAGCAGUGUGGUAAGAUUUCUUUAUAUGUUCUUUUAUAUCUGCUCAAUCUUUGCGUCUUUUCAAUUUAAACUAGAUUUUCUAUCUGUGCUAAUUUAUUUACCUUUCUUGCAUUCAUCUCUUUGUGGAUAUGGUAGUAUAUGUCUCUCCAACUUGGAAGACCAGUAAUAGGAAUUUGCAUGUGAACAUAAUUGCCUUUGAGCCCUUGAUUUCCAUUUUAGUAUAUUUAUAUAGAGACCAAUCCAUGGGUGGUUCUUAAUCUGACAAAUGCUGCUUUAGAACAAAAGAUUGUUUUAAACCCUGUCAAAGGCUUGGAUGUAAUGGCAUUUCAAGAAUCCCAAGAUUACAGUCCCAAGGUUUAACUUGUCAUUCAAAUGCUUCAUUUUGCAUAUUUUCCUUAGGCAAAAAAAAAAAUAAUCUCAAAUUUAAAUAUUAGAUGUCACUUGUAAUAUAAGUAUAGCUUGGUAUCAGAUAUUAUCCCUGACCUUUCCAGCUCCAGAGUAUUGUUCAGUGUUCAAUUGAAGUGAAUGUACUAAUGAUGUUAAUAUUUCAUUUCUUAUAUAUAAAACUAUUCACAGCCAUAAAAUAUAGAGAUCAUUCUCUU